CGGCUGGGAACGGGCGGUGGGGAGCGGGCGGAGCUGGCCCUGCCUUUGCCUGGCCGGCGCCGCAGUCGGCGCGGGCUGCACCGCCGCCAUAAACUGCACUGAGCGCCUGCUGAGGCCGAGGGAGACGUCGGGGCCUGCACCUGGAGGGAGCCUGCCGCGCUGGCCCCGAGGAGGGGGCGUUGCCAUGGCGACAGCCUCUCCCGCCGCUGACGGGGGGCGGGGGCGGCCCUGGGAAGGAGGGCUGGUCUCCUGGCCCCCUGCCCCUCCCCUUACUCUCCCCUGGACUUGGAUGGGCCCGAGCUGGGGGCAACACCCCGGGGUCUCUGGCCACUCCUGUGAUACUGGCUCUUGUCAGACAUUUUAUCAGUCGCCCAGCUGUGGAAGGGUAAAAAACCACAAAUCCCAUUGGCAUUGGGGCUUUCCAGCCCUCACAGAACCUUCAGCAUCCCCAGCUGGCAGUCUUGGCAUCUUCGAAGUAAGGAGAGUUUUAGAUGCUUCUGGAUGUUCAAUGCUAGCACCUUUACAGACUGGAGCAGCUCGAUUUUCUUCAUAUUUACUUUCAAGAGCAAGAAAAGUGCUGGGCUCCCACUUAUUUUCUCCCUGUGGUGUUCCGGAGUUCUGCUCCAUAUCCACCAGAAAGCUGGCGGCCCACGGCUUUGGCGCAUCCAUGGCGGCAAUGGUGCCCUUUCCUCCCCAGAGGUAUCACUACUUUUUAGUGCUGGACUUUGAGGCCACGUGCGACAAGCCACAGAUUCAUCCUCAGGAGCGAUGUAUGAGGCGUGCUGCACAGCCAACGUUCUGCAAGCCUGUUUGCACACCAGGACCUUGGUGCUGUGCAUCUCUAUUAAAUAACGGAGACAGAUUAAUCUUAGAGACACCAAACAAAUUGUCACUCCUCCUCCUUCUCUUCCAUUACGUUCCAGUGGACUGGGAAGGACUGGCUAAGCGAUUGGAAAUCAUUGAGUUCCCCAUCUUGAAGCUAAAUGGCCGGACUAUGGAGAUUGAAUCUACCUUUCACAUGUAUGUCCAGCCUGUAGUCCAUCCGCAGCUUACUCCCUUCUGUACAGAGCUCACCGGGAUUAUUCAAGCCAUGGUGGAUGGUCAGCCAACCCUGCAGCAAGUGCUGGAGAGGGUCGAUGAGUGGAUGGCAAAGGAAGGCCUCUUAGAUCCAAACGUCAAGUCAAUUUUUGUCACCUGUGGAGACUGGGACUUAAAAGUCAUGCUCCCGGGCCAGUGCCAGUGCUUGGGCUUGCCAGUGGCGGAUUACUUCAAGCAGUGGAUUAAUCUGAAAAAGGCUUACAGCUUCGCCAUGGGCUGCUGGCCCAAGAAUGGACUUCUAGACAUGAACAAGGGCCUCAGCCUGCAGCACAUAGGCCGGCCCCACAGCGGCAUUGGUCAGUCCCUCCACACGUUCCCCUGGCAGCUCGAUGACUGCAAGAACAUUGCCAACAUCAUGAAGACACUCGCAUAUCGAGGCUUCAUCUUCAAGCAGACAUCGAAGCCGUUCUGAUUGGCCGAGGAUGGGAUGGGGCAGGACAGGGUAGCUGCUUGGCCCAGCCCAGAACCCUCCACGCCCUCACCAGAGGGGAAAAAGGACAGUGGCACAGCUCUAUGUCCAGAGUGUCCCCCAGCCUAUCCUGUGGGCUUCUGCCCUGGGUAAGGGCUUGGCUACUUGGCCCCUCUGGAAUAGACACUUUGUGCCCUCCACCCCGACCCCUCAACCUCAGCCCAGUAUUAGCCCCUCCCAUUGUGGGCCUGGGCUAGGGGGACCCAGGCACUUACCGCCUCCUCCCCGGUACACAGGCUUCUGCUGGGGCCACCAAGCCUCCCUGUGCCCCUUCCCAUCCGUAGUGCAUGGUGUGUGGUGCCCCCAGGGCUCCAGGACAGAUCAGGCCCCACCUUGUGUCUACCCCCAUCCCCGCUGUGAACGUGCCACUGAAUAAAGUCGGGGAAAUGAG
Messenger RNA from Manis javanica (Malayan pangolin), 1958 nucleotides. It is a transcript of the gene ERI3, whose product is annotated as ERI1 exoribonuclease family member 3. The record is from RefSeq and is a predicted model, not a curated record. Gene Ontology annotation, molecular function: 3'-5'-RNA exonuclease activity; nucleic acid binding. Lineage: Eukaryota; Metazoa; Chordata; Mammalia; Pholidota; Manidae.